Lodderomyces margitis is the source of this 648-nucleotide messenger RNA. It is a transcript of the gene YPT72, whose product is annotated as Rab family GTPase. Gene Ontology annotation, molecular function: GTP binding; GTPase activity. The transcript has a single exon. The record is from RefSeq and is a predicted model, not a curated record. Gene Ontology annotation, biological process: regulation of vacuole fusion, non-autophagic. Gene Ontology annotation, cellular component: phagocytic vesicle; fungal-type vacuole membrane; vacuole. Lineage: Eukaryota; Fungi; Ascomycota; Pichiomycetes; Serinales; Debaryomycetaceae. Bases 1 to 648 code for a protein of 215 amino acids.
AUGUCAUCAAAGAAAAAGACGUUAUUAAAGGUUAUAAUCCUUGGUGAUUCCGGGGUUGGCAAAACAUCUUUGAUGCAGCAAUUUGUUAAUAACAAGUUUAGUCAACAAUAUAAAGCGACAAUUGGUGCUGAUUUUUUGACUAAAGAAAUCACAUUGGAUAAUAAUAAAACAGUGACCUUACAAAUCUGGGAUACAGCAGGACAAGAACGUUUUCAGAGCUUGGGUGUUGCAUUCUAUAGAGGUGCUGAUUGCUGUGUAUUAUGUUUUGAUGUGACGAAUGAGAAGUCGUUAAACAAUUUGACCAGCUGGAAGGAUGAGUUUCUCGUUCAACUGAAUGUAUCAAACCCACAGGACUUUCCAUUCAUCAUAAUAGGAAACAAGGUCGAUGUUGAUGAUUCGAAAAAGAUUCCAAGCUUGCAAAAGAAGCUACACAAUAUUACACACAAUCAGCUAGGCGGGUUGAACCACCCGGUGUUUGAAACAAGUGCAAAAGACGCAGUUAAUGUGGAAAGUGCGUUUGAAGUUAUUGCAAAGAUGGCCUUGCAGCAAGAGGAGCUUAACGCUGCCAGUGGUGGAGAUGUAAAUGACGACUACAAUGAUGCAAUCAACAUCCAUUUAGAAUCGGAAUCAAGUGCAUGCGGCUGUUGA